CGUGCUGACUUUAGUUUGUGACGUGGUAAGCGCGCGCCGCGAUCUUUCUGCGACCAUAACAACUUCUGAUAGACUUCACGCGUAUCGAUGCCAUUAAUAGCGGAAUAUCGAUCAGAAUUUAUCUACGUUGUAUCACAGCUCCAGGACACAUCACAGUCAAGACUGACACACGACCUUGAAAAUCAGAAAGAAUCGAAGAAUUCCAGUUCGGUGUCCUUAUCCCAAUGAUGGACGUCUGCUAGAAACGCCGCAAAGGGAAGGAGGAUCCGUGUAGGAAUGGGGUAAAGUUCGCAAUGAGGGUCCCGGCACCAAACAGCUCUGAUCAGGCAGAAUCGGGUUUGGGUGAGAUGCCCGAGAAUGGACGUUCCAGGAGGAAACGCGUGCCGAAAACGUGUGACUGCUGUGGGCCAAACGGCAAACCGCACGUACCAGGACAUGACCAAAUUACAAAGAAACGUGGUCGCAAGAAGAAAGAGAUCGUUAACCACGUGGAUACCGCCGCAGAGGAAGAGGUGGGCUCGUCGGAAAUGGAGUCGGUUGUAACUUUGGAUGCGGACACGGUGAAUGUUUCUGAGAUGGAGGUGACAACAUCUCCAAAAGGGAAGCCUGAUGUUUCCCAGACUGAGGGAAAGAUCAUUUUUGUAGAGAAUGAAACCUCUGUCAUGGUUAAUGGGACGGAGAACAGUCUUCAAACACAAACCAACUGUUUAGAUCCUCAUCUCAGCGCAUCCACUUGCACCAAAGAUCUCAACUCCACUGAGCGGGACCAUUCAAAAACCAGUGCCACGGUGAACAGCAUUGAUGCCAGUUUAGCCACACUUAAUGACUCGGAAACGCCCUUUAAUUCUUGCUUGGACACUAACAGCUCACAGCCAGAUGUUUCCAUUCAUAGCGACGCCAUGGAAACUGAGCCACCCAAUAAGUGUUUUUGGGACCACCAGUACUGCAGACCUCUUCAAGGGGACACCAGGAAAUCCUCUACUGAGGUGACAGGUGACCCACCUGUAUUGACCCCAGCUGAAAUCACCACAGAGGGAAUUAUCGAGAUUAUUCAUGAAUUCCUGGAGCAGUUUUAUGGAAAAUAUGGAAGCUUCACUCCAUUGGUUGACACAGAUGUCCUUGAUCACCUAAAUAAGAUAUUUCAGUCUGACCUACGUGACCGAAUGAAGCUCAUAACAGCAGAGGUGGCCAAAUUCAAGGCUGGUCUGGCCUGUGCUCCUAUGCAUUUCUUCCAAGUGACCUACAACAAGCACACUUUGACCUUAGAUGACCUCUCAACACUCGAUGACCAAAACUGGGUCAACGAUCAGGUGAUUAACAUGUAUGGAGAACUGAUCAUGGAAGCUACAAACCACAAGGUUCAUUUCUUCAACAGUUUCUUUUACCGGCAGUUUGCUGGAAAAGGUUAUGAAGGAGUGAAGCGAUGGACCAAAAAGGUUGAUCUCUUCUCAAAAAAAAUAAUCCUGAUUCCUCUUCACCUGGAGAUUCACUGGUCGCUCAUAACUGUAGAUGUUUCCAAGCAAAACAUCAACUUCUACGACUCCCAGGGCAUCCUGUUCAAGUUUGCUAUGGAUAACGUUCUGAAAUACAUUCUGGCCGAAGCAAAAGAGAAGAAACAGCUCGUCUUUCAAAAGGGCUGGAAGAUGGUUGUCAACAAGAUGAUUCCACAGCAGAAGAACGACAACGACUGUGGGGUUUUUGUCCUGGAGUAUUGCAAGUGCCUGGCGUUCACAAAGCCACUGCUCUUCACUCAAGAGGACAUGCCGCGUGUCCGCAAGAGGAUCUACAAAGAGCUAUGUGACUGUAGACUUUCUGACUGUUCAAACCAAGACAAAGCCACAUAAAAAGACCAUUAGACUUGUGUCUGGCUGAUAAGCAAACAGGAAGGACAAGAGAGACUUCAGACAUUCAGGUUCGGUCAGCAACGCUGAGGAUUCCUAUAUGAGCCUAUGUGGUUCAGCCGCUUAAAGAGUAUGUCAGGUUUACCUCUUUGCUUGACAUUUACGGUUAAAAUAUGCCUUUUUUCCUAACAUCCUCAACCUUGAAUUCGUAAGGAGGCGGUGACAACUUUUCUGUGUAGCUGGAGGUGCUGAAAAACUGAACAUUCUGAGAAAAAGGAGAAGCUGGUAAACCAGAAAGAUUUAACCUUC
Molecule: messenger RNA, 2150 nt
Organism: Misgurnus anguillicaudatus (oriental weatherfish)
Lineage: Eukaryota; Metazoa; Chordata; Actinopteri; Cypriniformes; Cobitidae
Gene: senp5
Product: SUMO specific peptidase 5
Biological process (GO): protein desumoylation; proteolysis
Cellular component (GO): nucleus
Molecular function (GO): deSUMOylase activity
Source: RefSeq, a predicted model, not a curated record